This is a messenger RNA of Limulus polyphemus (Atlantic horseshoe crab), 4561 nucleotides long. Its product is annotated as E3 ubiquitin-protein ligase RNF144A-like. The record is from RefSeq and is a predicted model, not a curated record. Gene Ontology annotation, cellular component: cytoplasm; ubiquitin ligase complex. The transcript has 9 exons. Gene Ontology annotation, biological process: ubiquitin-dependent protein catabolic process; protein polyubiquitination; positive regulation of proteasomal ubiquitin-dependent protein catabolic process. Bases 367 to 1812 code for a protein of 481 amino acids. Gene Ontology annotation, molecular function: ubiquitin protein ligase activity; ubiquitin conjugating enzyme binding; zinc ion binding. Lineage: Eukaryota; Metazoa; Arthropoda; Merostomata; Xiphosura; Limulidae.
UGGUAAAAACAGUGAUACAGCGCAGACGCAAUGGAAAUUACUUGGUGCUCAGCCAAUAAGAAGUUGCCGUGAAGCCAUACAGGCUCGUUUUGUUCACGUGAUAACGCCGUGUUAAAACUGCUCCCGCUCUCACCUAGUAUUAUUGCUCGUUGUCAGAGCGUAUAUACUGUUUGCGUGUGGAUCACGUAGAAAGCCUUAUGUUCUUACGGUCCUGAGAUGUGAGAGGGAAACAGCUUUACAGGGACUUUUAUAGACAUUCCAACCAAAGAGACCCCCAGUUUGAACCGCUCCAAGUUGGUGAUUAACUGACUAAAGAAUUUUGUAACCAAGAUAUGACAGGAUAUUGGUAAAAUUAAGGAGUUAACAAUGUCACCUGCAGUUGGGAAUAGUAAAACUGGACGAUUUUGCUUUCCAGAAGAAACAAAUAAGCCUUCCAGGCCAACUGCUCGAUUCUCACUACGUAAUUGUUUUUUCUGGCGUGAAGAAAAGAAUAAAAUGCAUGGACUUUUAAAAUCAAACUCAUUUGAAGAACAUCAUGAAACAGAAAAGAAACUAGUUCCAAAAUCAAAAUCUUGUGAUACUGGUGUUGCUGCUUACCUAAUAUCAUCAAAAAACAAAUCCUCCUCGCUGAUUUUAAAGACAGUUCCUACUGUGGUUAAAAAGUCCACAUCACCGCGUGAUCAAGAAGGUUUAAAAGUACCUUCAGCAUCCAAACUAUUCAAGAUGUCCUUUAGUAGUAACGAUAUUUGUAAAUCCUGGUCCUUACCUAAGCUUACGUCACAUAUUAGUCAGCCCCACAUACAAAUGAAUUCUAAAAAUCUUGGCUUGUCUUCCAGUCAGGUCCAUGUCCUCAGAAAGGGCCCUCACUCUGUAUCAGAUCUCUUAACCCUAGCAGCCACAAGCAGUAAGGAUUUGUCAGCCAUUUCUCUUCAAAAGACAUCAUUUCGAAAGGAUUCAGGAUUUUAUAGAAACGAUCAAACAAGUCACCUAGUUAUUUGUAAACUGUGUCUAAUGAUGGUACCCCAGGGGGCACUGUAUCAGCUUAAAGGAUGCGGAUGCUUUUUCUGUGAAAUGUGUCUACAACAGUACUUAACUGUCAACAUUCAGGAUGGAAAUGUAAUUAUUACUUGUCCAGAUGGAGAAUGUGGGAAAGCAGCCAAGAUCCUGGUUUCUGAGGUAGAAAAGUUGGUGAACCCAGAAGUUUAUAAACAGUUCAAAAGAUUUAAACUAAAUAGAGAAGUAGAACUGGAUCCCACAAGAACUUGGUGUCCUGGAAUAAAUUGUGAAACGAUAUGCUAUGUUAGGCCUACUGUGAAAGGUGAAGAGAAUGUGGCUGUUUUUUGUCCUAAGUGUGGCUUUGCAUUUUGCUCUGUAUGUAAGGAAAAGUGGCAUCCAUCUAAAACCUGCGAUGAGCUGAGGAAAGAUAUGAUAGAUGAAGAGGACCCUCUACCAGUGGAUGUUAACAAUUCCAGCAUUAAGCGUUGUCCUAACUGUCAUAUUUUAAUUGAACGAGAUGAAGGAUGUGCACAGAUGAUGUGUAAAAGAUGUAAACAUGUUUUCUGUUGGUACUGUUUAACAUCACUGGAUGAUGACUUUCUCCUGAGACAUUAUGAUAAAGGACCUUGUAAGAAUAAACUUGGCCAUACCAGAGCUUCUGUUGUGUGGCAUCGAACUCAGGUUGUGUGUAUAUUUGCUGGGUUUGGUUUUCUUCUACUGGUAGCAUCUCCACUGUUGUUGCUCGGAGCUCCAUGUUUUCUCUGCUGUCAGUGUAAACGUUGCAAACUAAUUGAUGAGGAGCCUACAGCUGUUUAAACGUUGCAAACUAAUUGAUGAGGAGCCUACAGCUGUUUAAACGUUGUAAACUAAUUGAUGAGGAGCCUACAGCUGUUUAAACGUUGUAAACUAAUUGAUGAGGAGCCUACAGCUGUUUAAGUCAUCAUAUUACAAGCUGUUGAUGGGAUUGAUGAACAACAUGAUAAGUUACAUUAAAACCAGAUUGUUGAUGUGGUUUAGCUACUUUACUGGUAGAAGAAUUUACUUGGAAUAUGUGAAAGUGAAUCAGUUUGGACCUUGGAGGGAAGUAUCUCCUGUGAAGUCGUCAUACAAACUUCAGGGACAAGAAAUAUUUUGUUACAUUAAAACCAGAUUGUUGAUGUGGUUUAGCUACAUUACUGGUAGAAGAAUUUCCUUGGAAUAUGUGAAAGUGAAUCAGUUUGGACCUUGGAGGGAAGUAUCUCCUGUGAAGUCGUCAUACAAACUUCAGGGACAAGAAACAUAAGUUACAUUAAAACCAGAUUGUUGAUGUGGUUUAGCUACAUUACUGGUAGAAGAAUUUCCUUGGAAUAUGUGAAAGUGAAUCAGUUUGGACCUUGGAGGGAAGUAUCUCCUGUGAAGUCUUCAUACAAACUUCAGGGACAAGAAAUAUUUUGUUAAUUUUAAAACUUUUUGACAAGUAUAUACAGUUCAGUUGUCAAGUAUUGUUUCAUAUUUAAGGUUCUUUACCAUUGGAGCAUUGAAGAUAAGUUAAUACGAGUCACUGUGGCUUUUAAACGUGCUUCAUCUGGCAAAAAUAAGCAUUGAAAAUUCCAAGAUUUUGAUAUGUCUACCAUGAUUUUUUAAACUCUUGAUGCAAUUCAAACUAUGACCCUUUUACAUUAUAUCUGGAUUUUGAUACUAAUUUUGUAUUUAUGUUAAGAUGGUUGUUCGAGUGCAAGUUUUUUUACUUUUAAAUUUAAAACUUAGGUGUACUAUCCUCGUGCAUGAACCUUUACUGCUAACCUGUAUGCAGAUUUUAAGCCAUAGUAUAUAUCUAGUCAGCCUGACUUAAUUUUGGAUGAAAUAACGUUGCGUCAGACUCAGCUGUGUUUAAAAGGAUUUUAUGUAAAAUGACGAUUUACGUCACGGACCAAUGUAAAAUUAGAUCAUAAUCUAAGUUUGUGACACUCCCUCUCUAAAAGUUUUUUGGAAUGGACUGCAUCAGAUAGCUAAGAAAUACCAUGAAAGGAGGGGAAAAAAAUUAUCUUUGUACAAACCCAAAGUUAAACUGGACAAGAAAUAUUAACCUCUCUAGCACAUGUCCUGUACAACUGUAUUAAUUUGAUACUUUUUUGGCCUAACAGUUAAUACAAUCCAAAUUUAUUCAGUAUUGCUAGCAAAUGAAAUAGACAACUAAUAAGAUUAAAAUAUUUAUCAAAAUGUGGUAAAAUAGAUAUUUCAUGUCACACGAGUAAGAAUCUUAUUAGCAGAACUUAGAGUUACACAUUAUUACAUACUGUUUUUAUAGCAUGAAAACAAGAUGCUUUACAUGUUGCACGAAUCUGUAGAAUUAAACAAACUAAGGGUAUUUAAUAUCCUGAUGAAUAACUGCUGAAACAUCCAAGGUUCUUUUAACUUAUUUCUGUAAACAUUGCUUUUGAAAUGCAAAUGAUGAAUUAGGGGGGGUGGGUGUACAAGGUAUUGAUAAACCAGCAGCUUACAGACUACUCACUAUACUAUUUAUUUUCUGAACAAUACGUCAUUAUAUUAAAACCAUUGUCAAAAAACAGUUACUUUUGCAUGUUUGAAUAUUUAAAAUUUUUGGAGCAAAGGCAGAGUCUUUAGUAGACGAGUUUUGUCUAUUGAAUGGCAUUAUUAGAAACAAAUAACCAGUGUUUUUAUUUCUGAAAGGCUUUCGAAUGGUAAACACUUGCAUUAACCAAUUUUACAGCUUAACUUAAUACAACUUUUCUUACAUUACUCCUUAUAGGUUCAUGUUACUGUAGUUGUUCUGUUGGUACCACUUAUUUGAACCAAAGUUACAGUAUCAACAUUCAAGGUUUCAACAGACUAAGAAUUUCAUAGUUGAAGUGUUUUCUUUUUAGUAAAAAUCGCUUUCUUUACAAUAAAGGUUAGAUAAUGACCAAAUGAACUGAUGUCCAGUUUAUCACUGUUGGUCCACAUCGACUAACCAAUUGUAGAUUACUCUGUAAUGGUAUAUAUUUUUUUUUUUAAAUAUUUAUUGGGUGGUUUUUUAAAUUGAAAUUUCUUGUAACUUCUGUUUUGCAAGAGUUGCCCAAGCAGUUCUCUGUAGAAACUACCAAGUUUCACUGAGUAAACACUUGUACUUGAUAAGUUUAACAUAACUAGUUAGACAUUGUUCAUGAACUUACAGCUAGUAGAAGGAAAAAAGAUAGUUUAUUGUGGAAAUGAUAUAUACCCUCCCCCCAAAACAACUUAAGCAGUUAGUACAUCAACCAAACUUAUAUAACUUACAACUCCCAUGCCACAUCAUUAUACCAAGUUCAAAAAUAAAAAUUUAACAUUCAGUUUACUUACACAAAAGUUUGAUAUAAUAGUGGAGAGCUACAAUUUAAAAAGUUUACAGUUAAUUUAAAAACACGCACAACUGAACUUGUUACAAGAUGUGUACUAUGCAUUAUUAACAUAGAGGAUCAUGCUUGAUAUACACAUUUUCUCCUAAAAGCUUUAGGAUUUAAUAUAUUUAUGUUUAGAAAUUGUGAUAACGUUCCUCUUACAACUAAGUGUGUGGUGAGAAAAAUAGUAAUAAACUACAAAUGUAUUA